GUUCUGCCACCAGCUGGAUUUCUCCACCAGCGGGGCUCUGUGUGUGGCACUCAACAAAGCGGCGGCGGGAAGUGCCUACAAGUGCUUCAAGGAGCGCCUGGUGACCAAAGCCUACCUGGCCCUGGUGAGGGGACACGUGAGCCAGAGCCGGAUGUCGAUCCGCUACGCCAUCGGGAAGAACACCACGGAGGGCAUGACCCACAUGAUGUGCAUUGAGGGCACAGAGGGCUGUGAGAAUCCCAAGCCGUGCCAGUCGGAGCUGAUCGUGCUGGAACAUGGAUCCUACAGUGGAGACCCCGUCACCAAAGUGCUGCUGCAGCCGCUGACAGGGAGGACUCACCAGCUCCGGGUUCACUGCAGCGCCAUCGGCCACCCCAUCGUGGGGGACUUCACCUACAGCCACCGGCAGGACAGCAAUCCCUACAGGAUGAUGCUCCACGCCUACUACCUGCGCAUCCCCACGGGCAAGGAGCUGAUCGAGGUGUGCGCGCCCGACCCCUUCGUCACCGCCAUGGACAGCAACUGGGUGCCCCAGCACGUCACCCAGCGGCUGGAGGAUGUCAUCCAGGAGCUCAAGGACAAGGGGACACACAAGGAGGAGGAGGAGGAGGAGGAGGAGAGCCAGGAAGCUGCCAGAGAGGAGGGAGCAGGGGGGGAAGGCAGCAGGGAGGAGACAGAGGAGCAGCGGGUGCAGUGUGAGCAGUGGCUGGCUGAGUGGGCUCUGGAGUGAGCACAAAGCACCUCCCUGCAUCUCCAGCUCCAGCCUUGUCCCAGCGGGUCCCCACGGAGCCCGGCGCUGCCUCCACACCUGCACUCCCUCUGUGGCUUCCCUCGCUCCUGGGGCUGGCACCAGGUGGAUUUUAGGAGGGGUUGAGGUGGGGUUAUUUUGUGAUGUCCAUCAUCCAUCUGGUCAUGGGAUGUCCCUUUCCCAAUUCUGAGCCUCAGCAGCAGAGUGUGUCACACUCCAGCUUAGAGUGACCCCAGAGCUUUCCUUGCCUGUCCUGGCGCUCGGGCACAGCUGGGCACUGCCUUUGCCUUGGACAUUACCACAACCUUUCCAUGCUUGGAUGCAGAAUUGGAGCCCAGCAUAGGGAGGGGAGAAGGUGCUGCUCCAGUGUCCCUGUCCCCCAUUCCCUCACUCCAGCUGCUGGGCCAUGACUGGGGCCUGGAGCACAUUCUGGGGACACUGAGAGUCCCCCAGUCCCAGGGUGUCCUGUGAAACUGGACUGGGAUGGGCAUGGAAAGGUCCCUGCUCCUUGCCCCCUCCCUCCCUCAUCCCACCUGGGCGGUUUUUAAAGGUUUGGUGAAGGUGAAGGAGUUGAUACCGAUGGAUUUUAAACUUUUUUCAAUUUUCUAGGAAGAGAAUCUAGUCUUUUAGGGUUUGUAAAAUACGGGUGGUCUCAGGAAUGAGGUAUUUUUAGUACUUCUGUGGUCAGAGAGCCAGCAGCCCAAAGCUUUUUUAAUGGAUUUUAUUAUUCCUUCUUCUAGCACUGCCUUUCCUGCUUUUAUCCCUGCUUCAGGUCAGAGGACACAAGUCCCUUUCUGCUCACCCACCUGAGGAGGGACCAGUGUCCUGUGUAGGUCCCAUGGGGUGGUUCCUGCCUGGCAGGUUUCCAGAGGGUCCUGCAGGCAGGUCCUUCAGCUGGGCAGUUUGGGAAAGCUCUGCAACAGUAAGAAAAGGACAAAGGUGAAAGAAAGGCUGAGAACUGAUGGGAAGAGCAGGCAGGAGCUCAGCUUUGACAGAUGCCAAGAAAUUUCCUCGUAAGUGCCCUUGCUUUGCUGGUCAUCCUGCUUCGCUUUCCCCUUCCCUGCUCAUCCUCUGCUGCCCGUGGGGGACAUUUGGAAAUGAGGAGAACAGGACAGCUGGAGACACACAGCCCCAUCCCAGGGCUUUCAAGCACCACUUCAGCACGUACCCAGAGUUGUUGUCACCUCACCAGCCCCAUCCCGUUGAAAACACACAUGAUGGGGUUCACACAGCUGAUAUUCCCACCCCGAGGGGG
Molecule: messenger RNA, 2003 nt
Organism: Zonotrichia albicollis (white-throated sparrow)
Lineage: Eukaryota; Metazoa; Chordata; Aves; Passeriformes; Passerellidae
Source: RefSeq, a predicted model, not a curated record